Molecule: messenger RNA, 2258 nt
Organism: Cyprinodon variegatus (sheepshead minnow)
Lineage: Eukaryota; Metazoa; Chordata; Actinopteri; Cyprinodontiformes; Cyprinodontidae
Product: collagen alpha-4(VI) chain-like
Exons: 6
Coding region: 121-1587 (488 amino acids)
Molecular function (GO): serine-type endopeptidase inhibitor activity
Source: RefSeq, a predicted model, not a curated record
UUAUCAUUUUCUUCAUCAUGAUCUCCCUCAGGUCCGAUCCAGUGUCCGGCCUACCCCACAGAGCUGGUCUUCGCUUUAGACUUAACGCCUGGCUUUGAGUUUAACAGGCAAAGGGAGAUCAUGCUGUCCAUGUUGAGGAACAUCACCAUCGCUGAGAGCAACUGUCCAGUGGGCGCUCGUGUCUCUGUGGUGGGAUACAGCAGAUACACCAAGUACCUGAUCCGUUUCCAGAAGCACCGCAGCAAGAAAGCUCUUCUAAUGGACAUAGAGAAUCUCUCUGGAGAACGCAACGCAGAACAGCGGCACCUUGGAGCGGCCAUGCUGUUCGUGGGCCGAAAUGUCUUCAAGCGUGUCCGCUCUGGGCACAUGAUAAGGAAAGUGGCGGUGUUCUUCUCCGGCGGAGAGUCACAGGACCCUGAGGAUAUAGUUGCUGCGAUGAUGGAGUACCAGGCGCUGAACAUCAUCCCUGCCGUCAUCUCUCCAAGGAACAUCCAGCAGAUCAGUCAAGCAUUGGAGACUGAUGCGUCUGGUAGAUCCAUCUUCACUCUGACACGUCCGCAAGACCUGGAGCGGGUCAAGACCUGCACCAUCUGUUAUGAUCCUUGCAGACGCUCAGAGGAGUGCUCCUUCAUCCAGAUCCCGGUGCCGCCUCAGCAGGCCAAUAUUGACCUGGCUAUAGUUGUGGACAGUUCCAGGAACAUGCAGGCGGAUGAAUACGCUGGUGCCAAGCAGCUGCUGGGUUCUGUGGUGGAGCAGCUGGUGCUAAGUUCUCAGCCCCGCAGACCUGGAAACCAGGCUCGCAUUGCUGUGGUCCAGCAGAGCGGCACCAAGGAGGCCAGGGUGGAGUUCGACCUGCAGACCUACCAGGGUCAAGCUGUAAUGAAGCAACACCUGAUGGAGAAAAUGCAGCAGCAGAGCGGUGCCUCGAUUUUGGGACAAACGCUUGACUACACCAUAAAGGAGGUGCUGCAGAAGGGUGCCCUGCCACGUAGAAGAAGGGCUCUAAUGGCCGUCGUCGCCUCCCGAACAGAGAGCAGAGACCGAGACUGGCUGCGGUACAUCUCCGUGAAGUCCAAGUGUGAGGGCGUGGCCAUGUUUGUGGUGGCAGUCGGUGAUCGGUACAACCAGACCCAAGUGAGGGAGAUGGCUGGUCUACCUACCCGUCAGCACCUGGUCCGAAUCAGCCGGCUUGAGACCCAGGAGCAGGGCUACGUUCAGCGCUUCUUCAGAGUCUUCCUUUCUGUCCUCAGCAAGAACCUGAACACGUAUCCUCCUCCUUCAAUACAAACAGAGUGCAGACAGCUGAGAGAGCCUGAGGACUUUCUACCGACGGAGGGCUACUCUGGACAAGGGCUGCUUGCUGAUGAUGCUGAGGCAGGACCUCCUAUUCCAUACCAAGAUAUCUGUCUCCAGAACAAGAAAAGCGGCAGCUGCAAGACCUUCACCUUCAUGUGGUUCUAUGACAGCAAGAACGCUCGAUGCACCCGCUUCCUCUACAGCGGCUGUGGAGGCAACCAGAACCGCUUCAAGACCAGGGAGGAGUGUGAGGACACGUGUCUCAGGAAGACGUUAGCUGGAGACGUUUAAUGCUGUUUGAGAAGCCAAGUAUUAUCAUGAGUCCACGGAGCUGGACCACAACCACAGAAUCCCAGAUUUCAGCAGGACUUUCUCUACUUUUACUGCAGCUACAAAAAUGUCCUGUAUUUCCAAGGAAGUUGUUGAUUUUUCUUAUGCUAACUUCCCCAAUGUUUGAUCUCUCAUCAUCCAAACCAACAUUAGUUUCCAUAAAAUGAUUUCAGCUAAAGAUUUUCUUAUAUUGUUGAGACGGGAUGAACAAAGCCUUUGUGUCGAUGUGCAAGAUUCAGAUUAUGUUGAUCAGAAUUCAGUUUUAAAUGAUUUUUUCCAAAUGACUGCAUGAAUUUGUUUCUACUGUAUCUGGAGCAAAGAGCCGCCUAAAGCCGGACCUAAACUGGGGGAUUUUGUCAAUCAAUGCACGCAGCUACAGCUCACACUGUACGACGAAACUGCCGGGUUUAAAAGUUCACAGCUGAGGAUGUUUGUUCUCUGUGCGACCCGACGCUCUGAUGCGAUCUACCUGCUCACACAAAAACCAUACGCCUGACUAGGCGCUGAGAGAUGGCGCCGGUUGGACUGCUGCACAUGUACAGUGGCGAUAUUCUUGGAAAUCAGCUCGUAGCUCUGCUUCAACACCUGGAUUUGAUCACCAACAUCUCACGAGGACCCAAUGAAAUUCAAAC